GAUUUAGUUCCCGUGUCGCUCCCCAGAGAGCGCAGCGGUAGCGGAUGUGAGGUGGGGUGGGGGCACGACCGUCAACUGUCUUCAGUUGUGUCUCUCGUCUCUUCCGGUGCGUUCCGAAGACACACGUAAACAUGGCGGACGCUGCGCCUGCCGCUCGUGGAGGUUUCCGAGGAGGUUUCGGGUCUCGUGGUGGUGACCGUGGCCGUGGCGGUCCUCGCGGUCGAGGCCGUGGCCGCGGACGCGGACGCGGCAAGGAGGCCGAGAAGGAGUGGGUGCCCGUCACCAAGCUGGGCCGUCUGGUCCGCGAUGGCAAGAUCCGCACCUUGGAGGAGAUCUACCUCUUCUCUCUCCCCAUCAAGGAAAGUGAAAUCAUCGAUUUCUUCAUGGGCGUGACCCUGAAGGAUGAGGUGCUCAAGAUCAUGCCUGUCCAGAAGCAGACCCGUGCUGGUCAGCGUACCCGUUUCAAGGCCUUCGUCGCUAUUGGUGACUCCAACGGCCACAUCGGUCUUGGAGUGAAGUGCUCCAAGGAAGUUGCCACCGCCAUCCGUGGUGCCAUCAUCCUUGCCAAGCUGUCAGUUGUGCCUGUCAGGCGAGGCUACUGGGGUAACAAGAUCGGAAAGCCCCACACCGUUCCUUGCAAGGUUACUGGCAAGUGCGGUUCAGUCCAGGUGCGUCUGAUCCCCGCUCCCCGUGGUACUGGCAUUGUUGGUGCUCCUGUCCCCAAGAAGCUUCUGCAGAUGGCUGGUAUUGAAGAUUGUUACACUUCCGCCCGUGGUUCCACCGGUACUCUUGGCAACUUUGCCAAGGCCACCUAUGCUGCCAUUGCCAAGACUUACGCGUACCUGACCCCCGACUUGUGGAAGGAGAUGCCUCUUACUAAGGCACCCUAUGCGCAGUAUGCUGAGUUCUUGAGCAAGAACCACCGCCCUGUCACUCAGAGGCCUGAUGCUUAAAUAAACUCAUUGGACUCCAUUCCAUCUCCACAA
This is a messenger RNA of Thrips palmi, 986 nucleotides long. It is a transcript of the gene RpS2, whose product is annotated as 40S ribosomal protein S2. The record is from RefSeq and is a predicted model, not a curated record. Gene Ontology annotation, biological process: translation. NCBI's taxonomy places the organism in Eukaryota, Metazoa, Arthropoda, Insecta, Thysanoptera, Thripidae. Gene Ontology annotation, molecular function: RNA binding; structural constituent of ribosome. Bases 132 to 953 code for a protein of 273 amino acids. The transcript is spliced from 5 exons. Gene Ontology annotation, cellular component: ribosome; cytosolic small ribosomal subunit.